Molecule: messenger RNA, 1173 nt
Organism: Astyanax mexicanus (Mexican tetra)
Lineage: Eukaryota; Metazoa; Chordata; Actinopteri; Characiformes; Acestrorhamphidae
Gene: xgb
Product: x globin
Exons: 5
Coding region: 174-764 (196 amino acids)
Molecular function (GO): oxygen binding; heme binding
Source: RefSeq, a predicted model, not a curated record
GUGUGUGUGUGUGGUCGGUUAUGGAGAGCUCGUGCUCCAGUCCGCCUCAGUGACGCGAAGCCUCGGCUGAUUGCAGAGAGCCGCGAGCGCGUGCGCCGGUCCCGCUGCGCAGGUGUGAGUGAUUAGGAGCGCGUGAGUGCAGGUGCCAGGUUAGCCUCGGUACCGGGUUCAGGAUGGGCUGCGCUAUAUCGGGUUUGGGUUUGGCGCCCAGGCAGGUAACAGAGACCCGCGGGGAGGAGGAGACCCUGAGCGAGGAGCAGAUCAGCAUGAUCAAAGAGUCGUGGAAACUGAUCCAGGAGGACAUCGCUAAAGUUGGAAUCAUCAUGUUCGUCAGGUUGUUCGAGACUCAUCCGGAGUGCAAAGACGUCUUUUUCCUGUUCCGGGACGUGCAGGACCUGGAGAGGUUACGGACCAGCAGGGAGCUGCGUGCCCAUGGCCUGCGAGUGAUGUCCUUCAUCGAGAAAAGUGUGGCCAGGCUGGACCAGUUAGAGCGUCUCGACAUGCUGGCUGUGGAACUUGGCAAAAGCCAUUACCGCUACAACGCCCCUCCAAAGUAUUACGGGUAUGUAGGAGCAGAGUUCAUCUGCGCAGUUCGGCCAAUUCUGAAAGACAAAUGGACGCCUGAACUGGAAAAGGCCUGGAAGACGCUGUUCCAGUACAUCACCCGGCUGAUGCGUCAGGGCUACCUGGAGGAGGAGGGGGCCAAGAGGAGCGUACAGGUGUCCACCAAAGAGAGACCAGACAAGAGGAACACAGCGCUGUAGCCUCGGCUUAUUCUACAGUCUUCUGUGCAAGUUAUGCAGAAUGGUGUUCUUUGUAGACAGUGUUAUGUACAUAGUAUUUAUUUAAUUAUUAAUGUUUCUUGUAAUUUCAAAUCAUCAGUCUGUUCAGUGACUUUUUUUGUAAACAUCAAAAAAAAAAAAAAAAAAAAAAACCUUAUCUAUAACCUUUUUACACUAUAUAGAAAGAAAAAUAAUUCCUAAACCUCAGUAAACUCUACCAGACUGGGCAUAAUUUUAAUUUGGGACUUAACAUAAAUUAAUCUCUCAUUCAGAUUGCAUUAUUCUACUUAAUUGCACUGUUAAGGACAGAUGAAUGAUGUCAAAUGCUAUAACUAUUGCCUACAUUUGUGUCGGGGAGGGUCUGGGUUUAAAUAAACUAAAAAAAAUAAAA